CAGGGACUGAUGCCCUUGGCCAUGACGCAGCCCCAACCACUGUCUGCUCAGGCUCAGCCUGUUUGACGGAGUCAUCGCUGCCCCAGGUGUUUCAGGUCACCGUUCCCUGACUGAACAGUUGGAUGGGGCGUCGGGCGGAUGACAGCGGGAACAGUUGUGAUCACUGGCGGAAUCCUAGCUGCGGUCAUCCUCCUCUCCAUCAUCGCAGUCCUUUGCUACUGUCGGCUCCAGUAUUACUGCUGCAAGAAGAGCGGAGAGGAGGAUGCAGAGGAGGAGGAGGAGGAGCACGACCUGCCCACCCCCUCCAGAGGCCCCCCCUGCAAUGCCUGCAGCGCCCAAGCCCUGGACGGCAGAGGCAGCCUGGCACCCAUCACCAGUGAGCCUUGCGGCCAGCCAUGUGGGGUGGCAGUCGGCCACUGCGCCACCUGCUCCCCAUACAGCUCCCCCUUUUACAUACGGACAGCCGACAUGGUGCCCAAUGGGGGCGGAAGCGAGAGGUUCUCCUUCGCGCCCACAUACUACAAGGAGGGGGGCCUCCCGUCCCUCCAGCUGGCAGCACCCCAGGGUUACCCGGUGACGUGGCCAGGCUCUGCCCGCGAGGCUUUCACUAAUCCAAGGGCUAUUAGUACAGACGUGUAACCCCUCUCACCCCGAACCCCCACACACACCCACACGCCGCUCCGUCAGGGGCACUGGGCCCGCGGCUG
Messenger RNA from Myotis lucifugus (little brown bat), 707 nucleotides. It is a transcript of the gene FAM163A, whose product is annotated as family with sequence similarity 163 member A. The record is from RefSeq and is a predicted model, not a curated record. The transcript is spliced from 4 exons. Bases 139 to 639 code for a protein of 166 amino acids. Lineage: Eukaryota; Metazoa; Chordata; Mammalia; Chiroptera; Vespertilionidae.